UACAGAAGUUAGAACAUGGCAGGUGGCAAACAACCUAAGAAACAGUUUGUUCCUUUCUGUGCUGGCAUUGCAUGUGGAAUAUUUAUCUCAAUUAUCCUUUUCAUUGGUUUUGCCACACCUGCUAUACUGAAGAGUUUAUGGAAAAGUAGCGUCGCACCUGUGUUGCCUAAGGAGAUAAAGUACAAUGAUCAUGGAUAUCACCCUGAAAUCCAACCAUGGGAAGGCAAUGUAGUUCCUUCCAGCAUCAACUCAACUAUUCCUAUUGAUCUUGAACCUGAGCCUGUUGAAGUGGAGAACCCAGCAUGGGAAGUGAAUUUGACGCCUGUUCAUAUUCCUGGUUUUCUUCUUCAAGAAUUAAAACUGAAGAAGAAAGUUUUUGUCGGAGUAAUCAACCCAUCGGUGGUCAAUACUCCUAACAUUGAACUUAUAUUGAAAACAUGGGCAAAAGAUUGGAUGGAGAAUGGUGAUGGUGACAUCACAAUAUACACUCCGAUGGGUGUUGACAUCACAAAGACAAAGAAAGCAAAUAUUUAUUAUCUUUCGGAUGUUCAUAACCAAUUCAGUCUUCAAAAUCUCCAAGAAGGAACAAUUUCAAUGAUCUACCAAACAUUGGAGGACAUAUGUAGUCAACAUAUUGAUGCUUAUCAUCAUUUCUUUGUGGUGGGUGGGAACACAUAUGUUAGUUUGGAUAAACUACUUAACUUCACUAAAAGAUUGGACGACUCAAGUGUUCUGUGGAUUGGCCACAAGGAAGACACAAAGGACCGUUUUAAGCAUUUCAUUAAUGAGCCUUCAUCGUAUUGUAGCAGUGGUCCUGGGUUCGUAUUAUCACGACAAGCACUUCAAUUGUUGUGCCCACGAUUGCCUUCAUGCCAGCGUGACUAUGGAUCAAACACUGUACCACCUGGAUUACAGCUAGCAAGAUGCGUGAAGAGGUUUCUAAACACCUCAUGUACUUAUACUGACAAGGACAUCUUCUAUAAAUCCCCCAUCACACCUGAUCCUUACUCCACCUCCCACCCAUAUGAUGACAGCAUCACUGUUCAUCCUGUAUUAGAUGAUGUCACAAUGUUUAAACUCCAUCAUUUCUUCCUUUCACAACAAUUGAACGAAACAAUCAGAUCGAAUGAAUAUCUGCACAACAUAAUACAAACCAUGGACCGAGUUCUUGUACAAGAAGGUGGAAUGUCAGAUGAUCGACUUAUCCUGGGGAGGAAUGGGAAUGAAAACAAAUAUCGUCAUGGCGACGUGAUCACAUGGGACCGAGUUGAACACGGAAAGGGGAAAACCCCUGAUGAGAUACUGGUAGUCAGUGAAGCAGAACCGAAACGCGAAUUAUCAAAAUCUGAUAAAAUAUCUAUGGAUAAAGUGAAAGUGGCCGCCAUGACUCAUUACAAGGAGAAACUUGGUGACGCACGAGAAGUGAAAGCUGGCGAUAUAUUUCGUCGUGUUGUACCUGGUGUUGGUUACCAAUAUAUGGUGGAUGUUUUAAGUGGGAAGGAUGAGGUAGCCACUGUAUGCUUGGACCAACCUUAUGGCAGGAUGACUACGAUACGAAGCCACACCUCACCUAAUGUUAAAGUCAACUUUGUUCUUCCACUGUUAGAAGGUUCACCUUACUUUAAAGAUUUCAUGCAGAUGUUUGAACAGGCUUGUAUGUCAAUUGACCGAGCACAGAACGUUGCGUUACUAGUUGUCCUGUACACCCCUGGUAGUGGGAAUGGUUCAUUUGAUGAGAAAAACUCAGAUACUCUAACUCAGCUUAACUUGUAUAAGCAAAAGUAUCCAGCUUUGUCACUUAGAUGGAUAAACGCAGGGGAUCGUCCAUUCUCCAGCAUAGGAGGAACAUGGAUGGCUGUGAAAGCUUUACCUGCCGAUACUUUGCUAUGCUCAACUGACUUGUUUAUGUUGAUGUCUCCGGAAUAUCUUCACCACGCCCGACUGAACACGGUUCCAGGUGAGCGACUUUCGUUCCCAGUUCCGUUCCAGCGAGUUUUGCCGUUAGAUAAUGAUGAUGAAGGAAUAUCAAGAUCCAGUGGUUUCUGGAGGUCGUUUGAUUACGGGUUGUUUUGUGGAUAUAAACAAGAUAUAAUGAGAGCUUGUGAGGGACAGAACUUUGCCAGUGGAGCCGAUUUAUAUGAGCGAGCGUUAUCGACCGGUCUUAAUGUGUUUCGAGCACCUGAGCACGCUUUGUCCAUCGGGUGGCAUGAGAGAGAAUGCAGAGACGAACAGCUAUCGGUGGACGAACAACGGAAUUGUGAAGAGAUGAAUAAAAAUCUUAAUCUCGCUUCAAGUGCAAUUAAUUAGGAAUAGUUUUAAGUUGAAGUAAUUAUUAUGUAGUCUAUUUUUAUUUAUAUAUAUAUAUGAACUUUAUACUUCUUAUUAUUAAUUAAUUAAUGCCAAUUUUGGCAUAAAUCCAUUUCCCAUAGCGUGUUACACUACAGGACCUCACCCAUGUAGAAUGCAAAAGUUUUAAUAAAUAUUAUGUUACUUAUUCUUAUGUAUAUGAACUUUAUAAAAUUGUAAAAUAUGGGUGUUGGUCUAACUUGGGCAGUAUAGGUCAUGAACUAAAUUAAGAACAACAAUGUUACAAGAGACAAAACUUCUGGUUUAUAAAGCUGCUUUAUGUUUUCUGUAUAAUGAUAAAAUAUAUUUUGCUACAAGUUUAGCAUUAUUAUUUAUUACAAAAAAUAUUUUAGAACGUUUGCUAUUUAUCAGUUUUAAUUAUUUUCUUAAUGAAAUAAUCUACGUAUUAAUCAAAUUGGUAAUAGGGUUUUUUAAUUACUAGUAUUAAUUAGAUUAGAAGUUAAUUGUUCAAAAUAUUAUUAAUCACUUUUUGUUAUUAUUUCAAUCAUUUCAUUUAUUACAAAAUAUUGGCCUAUUAUGAUGUCAUAUUCUUGAUUGUUUUGUAAAUAAUAUCUCCUUGCCUUGGUAGUGAAACCAUUAUUAUUUACGGUGCAGUAACUUUUCUUUGUUAAUUUUUGCAAUUUAGUUCUAAACUUUCAUUUAAAGAUAUUUUUGAUAGUUUUCACUGGAAAUGCGCAACAUUUUUGCAGCUGUAUAAAUAUCCAAAGUUAUUGGACUUCUAAGAAAUAUAUACAGUUGUAUUUUUAAUAAUUGGCGCUUUUUCAAAAUAAUAUUUAAAACAAAGUAGCCCUCGGCUGUACUAAUUAUUGUGUAAACAUUUUUUAACAUUCGGUUACUAUUUUACUCAUAUACAAGACGUACUGUAUUUUGUAUUUUUAAGUUACUAUACUGGCUGUAUCUCUUCAGUGGUUUAUAUUCUUGUAUUUUGUAUUAAAAUGAAUUCAUAAGAUCA
Messenger RNA from Ciona intestinalis (vase tunicate), 3319 nucleotides. NCBI's taxonomy places the organism in Eukaryota, Metazoa, Chordata, Ascidiacea, Phlebobranchia, Cionidae. The record is from RefSeq and is a predicted model, not a curated record.